UUGUUUUGAGUACAAGGAAAAUGGUACUGUGUUUAGUAGUCUUGUAAGCCCAUGUGGGCUGGGCGCCAGUAAAUACUUAAAUAAAUCACAAUCAAUCAUGUAGCCUAACAAAUAGAAGACCAAACAUGACUGAAUGACAAUAGACACAGGUAAUGGUACUGUUGAGAAAAAGGAAGGAUCAUAUGCCAUGCCAGUAUUGAACUCCACAACCCCUAGAUUACCAAAAUGGGCAUGCUAACUACCCACUGUCGCAAUAAUAUAAUCUCUUCGGAAGUCAAAUCAAAGUUUAUUUGUCACUUGCACAGGAUACAACAGGUGUGAAACAGUACAGUGACAUGCUUACUUGCAAGCUCUUUCCCAACAAUGCAGUAUUCAAUAUAAAGGUAAGAGAAAUAAUACGAAGGAGAAACAGAAUGAAAAUAACUAGAUUGUCAGCUCUAUAGGGGAUCAGCACCAUCACUUCAAUGUGCAGGGAUACUGGAGGAGUUGAGCUAGAUGUGUAAGCAGGGCUAAAAGUGACUGUCAGCAGUAUAAAUAAUAGAAUAAAUACCAGCAGCGUAAAUGGUGUGUGUGCAUGUGUGAUGUGUGUGGCAUUAGCAUUCGUUGUCAUGCCAUUAGUACAUACAGUACGGACGAGGCUAUAGAACUGCAACAUUCCAUGCUUCAUCAAUGAUGAUUGAUAUGAGCUUGUGUGUUUACUAUGUGUCUGACCAGGCUAGCAGGAUAGCCCUCCUCCACUCCCUGGCUAACAUAGAGCAGUGGGCUAUAGACCUGUCCUGGGACAUCAUCGCUCGCUUCUCAUCGGUCAGACUGGACACUGGAGAGCCCAUGCCCCGCCAGUUCUACAGCGACUUUGUCAAAGUGGCCGGAGACGAGGCCAAGCAUUAUCACUUACUAGAGACGAGGAUCACAGAACUCGACAGCUUCUUUGGCGCGUUACCUGUUCAUAAUGGUCUGUGGCAGUCAGCAACGGAUACGUCCCACGACCUUCUGGCGAGGCUAGCCAUUGUGCAUAUGGUACAUGAAGCCAGGGGCCUGGAUGUGCACCCCCAGACCCUCUCCCGCUUCGCUGCCCAGGGGGACUGCAGCUCUGUGGAGGUGCUGGAGGUUAUCUACCGGGAUGAGAUCACUCACGUGGCCGCCGGGCUCCGCUGGUUCACUUACAUCUGUUCACAGGAAGAACGGGAUUGCUUAUCUACUUUUCAUGACUUGGUGAAGCAGCACUUCAAAGGUUACCUGAAGCCUCCUUUUAGCACAGAGGGUAGGAAGACAGCGGGGAUGACAGAGGAGUGGUACGUGCCUCUUGUAAAGCCUCCCAGUUAACAGACAAUGUCCCCGAGACCAGCAUGCUGUGACAAACACAAUUGCUGCAUCCCAGCGGAUGAGGGAAGCAGUUUCACACCGAAUCUCAUAACACCUGGAUAAAGGUCAAACUGUUACUAUUAUAAAGGUUUAAACUCAAACAUGUCAGUAGCCGUAUCAAUGUGGUAUUGCAAUCUAAUAUCUGAGCCCAAUGUAGAUGACGUGGCAUUCGAUCAUUGGUUAAUUUGUGCAGCGCAACUGCAAUGUAGUCGGCCUGGAACGGCACCAUUUAGUCCCCUGGAAAGAGUACAUCUCUAAAACAGACCCCACCAUCUCCACAUUACUACAAAGUCCAAUGCAUAAUAUGGUAAUAUAUAAUGUCAUAGAGCAAAUGACAAAGGCAACAGAACCUUGUAAAUGUUUAUUUAUGCAAAUACAACUCAGUUAUUUUGGGAGUCUAACGGGUUUGAGGGUUUUGCAUUCGACAACAAACUACUCACACAACAGCCUCUCCAUGAUAUCACUAUUAUUACAUUCAUGUGUUCCAUAGGCUAUCAGGAAAUAGUUUCCAGUAGGCGUAAAACAAGGGGAAAUGUUUUUGAAACAGAGGGUACUACACCUGGACUUGAACAAUAAGAAAUGCUCAUUUUUAGUUUCUGUUUCAAAACAUUUUGCCACGGUGUUCCCUGCUGAGCACUACUCUUGUCUGUACUCUUAAAUAUGUUGUCUUAAAACAGACAUAGUAUAGAUCCUUCAUGUUUUACAGGAAAUGUAUCUAAUCAAAUAACAUUAAAGUAGGUUGUUGUUUUGUGUUUAAUUACCACAUCAUGGUGUUUUAAUGCACAGCGUGUAGCUGUGUCAAUGAGUUCUUCUCUCCAGCUGAAUGCAAUUCAGUUCUGUCUCUGUUACUGUGGAACAGACACUCCUGCUUGGGAGGGCCAGAUCUGUUCUGGAAGCUCUGAUGGAGAUAUCCGUUGUAGAAGUCUGCUGCCGACAGUCUCUUCUUCAGCAUCACCGCCUUGAAUCCCACCCAGCCAUCCUUGACCACCGAACACACAAAAAUGCUUGUCAUCAUUUUUCUAUGGGAUCCAUCAAGUUAAUUAUUUGUAUUAUGCCAUGAUACAUCAGGAAGUGAAUUAUUUAUUAUUAAUAGACAUAUUUCAAUAAGACAAAUGGAAGUGUUUUGAUAUAAUAGUAAACCAUGGAAAGUGUCAAGGAUGAAAAGCCUGGCUCACGCACCUUACAACAGACAGCCAAGGUGUUGGAUUCUUUCUGAUAACUCAUAGAUCCUGGCACAGGUCUCCUCCCUCGACCUGUCAUUAAAACAAUCACAACCUUUCUCAACCUAAACUAUUCUAAACGGAUGUUACCAGACAUUGAUUGUCUUCGCAGCGUGUGGAAUCAAGCACUACUGGUGCCGAUCCACACAGCUACUUACCGCAUGCUGAUUGAACUAGCUGACUGAGUCAACCACCAUCUACCACCAAGCAGUGUUGGAAACAAUGAAGAGUCCUGAUUAAAAGAGGUAAUUACCUGAUAGUGAAAUGUUGCAUUUGCCAGAAAACUCCAGCAGCUUUAUGGUCUUGCCCAUCCAAAUUGUUCUCAAUGGGAUCUAAUGAGAGAGAAGAGGGCAUUAUUUUAACACUCCUGGACAAUGUGUGUUUAGAGGCCGGUCACAGUAAAUCAAGGCCAUGUUCAGUAUGCACAAAAUCAUCUUGAAACAGGUGAGGAACGGCCUGAAAUCGCCCAAUAAGACUGCUCACUUUAGUUUGACGUUUUCUGACUUCUCUAGUUUCGUGCCAACUGAACAUGACUGGUCUGUCUUAUUACCCGGGAUGCGAUGGCACGAAACAGGCGGUCGAUCUGGACACAGGUCUGCUCCUCCCAUACGAUCCAGCUCAUCGAUGUGCUGAUUUUAGGGGCUGUUGAGAAGAGUCAACUCUAAGCUGAGGCAUGAAUGAGUGCUUAGAAAGUACACGCAGCUUUCACCCUCCUGUAAGUUGCAAUUCUUGCUGAUUGUUUAUCAUUCAAAUUGUAAUUACUACUAACGUCAAAUCUCUGGUUGAGUAAAUAAAUGUUCUUACCUAAAGUG
Molecule: messenger RNA, 3394 nt
Organism: Salvelinus fontinalis (brook trout)
Lineage: Eukaryota; Metazoa; Chordata; Actinopteri; Salmoniformes; Salmonidae
Exons: 6
Coding region: 670-1323 (217 amino acids)
Source: RefSeq, a predicted model, not a curated record